GUCUCUACGCCCAGGCGGCCGCAGCGGAUUGAGCGGUGCGCGGCACUUCCGUCUGCCUUCCGGUGUCACGCGACACCGCUCUCCCUCCCAACCUCCUCCGUCUACCCCUGGGCGGGACUGGCGGGUGAUGAGAUAUUCGGGCGGCGGCGUUGAAAGGGGCGACGGCUACACCUCCUGUAAUCACGUCUAGGACCGCGGUCAUGGCCGAGAAUCACGCUCAAAAUAAAGCCAAGCUCAUCUGUGAGAUCCGGCGGAGGUUCGAAGCUGAGUAUGUGUCAGAUAAGUCAGAUAAAUAUGAUCCACGUGAUGUUGAAAGACUACAACAAGAUGAUAACUGGGUUGAAAGUUACUUACAUUGGCGACAUAAUGCUGUGGACGAAACACUGAAGAUGAUUGAUGAGAGUUUUCAGUGGAGAAAAGAGUUUGCUGUCAAUGACCUUAAUGAAUCCUCCAUUCCCAGAUGGUUAUUAGAAGUUGGUGGUGUUUACCUCCACGGUUAUGACAAAGAAGGAAACAAAUUAUUCUGGAUCAGGGCGAAAUAUCAUAUAAAAGACCAGAAAACCAUAAUGGAUAAAAAGAAGCUUAUAGUAUUUUGGUUGGAACGUUAUGCUAAGAGAGAAAAUGGGAAACCUAUCACGGUGAUGUUUGACCUGUCCGAAGCUGGUCUAAAUACCAUAGACAUGGAAUUUGUACGCUUUAUCAUCAACUGCUUUAAGGUUUACUACCCUAAAUACCUCUCAAAAAUGGUGAUCUUUGAUAUGCCUUGGAUAAUGAAUGCUGCUUUCAAAGUUGUGAAAGGCUGGCUUGGCCCAGAAGCAGUGAGUCUGUUGAAAUUUGCAACUAAAAAUGAAGUCCAAGACUAUGUCAGUGUAGAAUACCUGCCUCCACACAUGGGUGGAACUGACCCUUUCAAGUAUACCUACCCACCCCUGGUUGAUGAUGACUUCCAGACGCCACUGUGUGAAAAUGGGCCUGUUGCCAGUGAGGAUGAGACAUCCAGUAGAGAAGACAUAGAAAGUGACGGUAAAGAAACUUUGGAGACAGUUUCUAAUGAGGAACAGGCAACUCUUCCAAAAAAGGUUGUCCCAGCUGAUUCAACUAUGAAAGCAGAAGAAAAUGAGAAAGUAGAUUCAAAGAUGAAAGUUUUCAAGAAACCAUUAAGUAUAUUUAAAGGGCCAUUAUUACAUAUCAGCCCAGCAGAAGAAUUAUAUUUUGGAAAUACCGAAUCUGGAGAGAAGAAAACCUUACUAGUGUUAACAAAUGUAACUAAAAAUGUAGUAGCAUUUAAGGUGAGAACAACUGCUCCCGAAAAAUACAGAGUCAAGCCAAGCAAUAGCAGCUGUGACCCGGGUGCAUCAGUUGAUAUAGUUGUGUCUCCCCACGGGGGCUUAACAGUCUCGGCCCAAGACCGGUUUCUGAUCAUGGCUGCAGAAAUGGAGCAGUCGUCUGGCACAGGGCCAGCAGAAUUGACUCAGUUUUGGAAGGAAGUUCCCAGAAACAAAGUGAUGGAGCAUAGGUUAAGAUGCCAUACUGUUGAGAGCAGUAAACCAAGUACUCUGACAUUAAAAGAUGGUGCUCUUAACAUGUCAGAUAAAACCAGUGAGGAUAUAUACUUACAACUCAAUCGUUUACUAGAAAGCAAUAGGAGGCUUGAAGACCAACUUCAGCAUUGUUUCUGGUUCCAACAACUGCUACUUGCCUUAACAAUGCUCUUGCUUGCUUUAGUCGUCACCUUCUUUUAUUCGGUGUACAAUUAAGAAGUGGAGCCUGGACAAACAUAACUCCUUCCUCGAUUGGUAGGAAAAAAUAACAAACCCAAAAUGUCUCCACCAAGCUUCUAAACACAUUGCAUAUCUGUGCUUCCAAAAAGGAAAUAUGCAGCACGUGAAGGGUACAACCUAUACUUGUUUUAAAAAAUAAACUUUAAAUAAACACUGGAGAAAUUCAUUAUUAUAGCUAGUUAGGAAAGAAGUAAAGGCAUAUGCGUUGUGUAAAUUAAUAGCUUAAAUAUAAUUUAUUUUUCCCUUUGAUAUAAGUACUUUUAAAGCUUAAGUUUUGGACUAGGAAUGUGGCUCAGUGGUGGACCACUCUCCUAGUGUGCACAGGGCCCUGCAUCUGCUCCCCAAAGCCACAAAGAAAAGCUUGUUUUAUUAUGUAUAUAUAUUAGCUGAACUGAAAAGUAAGUAACAUGCUUUGGUGCGGCCAAAAAAUGUAACCUGCUUUUUUAUGACAGAAUUAUAGCUGAGCCAACUUACUAGCUUUUCUAUACUAUGUAAAUAAAAGAACAUGUAUAUUGAAAAAGAAAACAUACUUAGAGUAAUUUAUGUAAUCUUGACUUUGUAAUUUUGAAACUUCUUUCCAGAUGAUAGUCAAUAUUCUUUUGGAAUGUAAACCUUUCAAAGCCAAACCACCUUAGCCUUUGUUUCUCAGAGUUCCUUAGCAGCCUGCCUUUUAUUAAACCUGGGCUUUUCUACGAACAGUCUCGUUUUGGUAGAAUUUGGAAAACUAAGUGUGGCUAAAUUUCCUUUGAAUUCUGUUGAGUCUCUCCAACCAGUACCCCUUUCCAGUCAUCUCUAUGCAGCUCCAAGUUGUGCACUAUGGCUACACACUCAGCCUUUUGCCUCAUUGAUUAUAAAGGUCUGCUCCUUCCUCAUUCCUUCCAGAUCAGAGGAGUGUCUGGACUACAAGUUGCACCAUCUUUACCCUCAUUUUUAAAUGAAAAGUGUUAGAUGACACUUUUCUUUAAAGAACUAGUUUUUUGAUAUUCUAAGCAAUAUAAUUUAUGAUUCAAAAUGUUUCUUGUUAAAAUCAGCCAUAAGUAGGAAACUUACAAAGGAUUGAAUUAUCCCAUAAUGGUGAGAAGGAAAAUGAAAAGCAUGGAAGCUCAAAUGUCAGGUCUUUGAUCAGAGAAUGAAAAACACUAUUCAUAGUGGUCUAUAAAAACCUUCAACCCAGGGCUACCUGAAUGACUUGAUGUUCUGUCUUUGGUACAAUAAUACCAACGUGGUAUGAUUUCUAAAUUCCUGAAAAGGAAGACUUGACAUAAGCAGAGGCUAAUGAAAUUGUAGUUUGUUUUCUUAUUCCUAUGGCCAAUUUCAAUCCUUUUUGGUUAACUUGUGUAUCAACUUUAUAUGAAAGAAAAAAUAGUCUUCCUGUAAAAUAAAUUUUGGGUUUCAACUGAGCCAUGUUUGGAGAUUUAUUGUUAUUAUCAUUAUGAAGUGUAGUGUCAUCCACUUUCAUUGUGAAGAAGUUGGUUCCCCAGAGUUAUGAAGAAUGGCAUUUCCUUCAAAAUUGGCCCAGGAAAUAAAACCUUAAAAGGACACUGGUGUGAUCCUUUGUCUUAAAUUGGGCUUUUCUGUCUCAGUUUGCCACUUCCAGAAGUGAAAUGGACUGCAGUCCACCCUAAGUACUGUGCACAGUAUCUCCCUUUGUGUGUGUGUGUGCACAGUAGCUUCCCCUUACAUGAUAGAUUUUUGGCCUUAAUCAAAUCCCAAAGUAUUUGUGUAUGUCUUUUGUCCUUCAUCAAAUAAAUGAGAUAAUUAGCCAUGAUUGGAACUGUAUUGUCCUAACAGCAUCUCUUUAAUGUUUCAUAUGAAAAUUGUAUUGACUCACUAAAAUAUCCAGGUCUGAUCAUUUGCAUUUAAUAACCUAUCUUAAUGUUUGUGUCUAUUAAAUGUGACUAAAAAUUACCAAAAAUUAACUAUAAAGUGAAAGGCAUCUAAACUUUUUACUUGUCUUGAUUAAUCAUACAUAUUUACAAUUGAUUUUCUGUCAUUGUUUGUAAUUACAUAUGCGUGAUUGUUUUUGGUAUUCUAUUUUUGGUAAUUUUAUUUUUCUCAUGCCAUUACCUGUUCAUGACCAAAUUACCUAGGACUUUUAUUUAGGUUUUGAUCUUAGCUUUCACAUAGGAAUAAAAUUAAUAGAUUUUUUCAUAAAAACAUUAAUGAAGUAUCAUUAGCUUGAUCUGCAAAUAGCUUAAAAAUACAAUUUCUGUUAAACCUAGCCUCAAAUUUCAUAAUACCAUAACUGUUUUUAUAUCUUGCCACUAAUUUUGACUGGAUUUAAUAGCACUUUAUUGUACAAUUACAAAAAAAAUAUAUUCCUAGAAUUGUUGCCAGUGUAAUUUCUCUAAUGUUCUGGUGCUUUUCGUAUAUUUUCAGUAUUUUUAUUACUAUAUUGGUAUUUUCUUUGUAUAAAUUGAUCAAAGAACAUGUUUUCUAUUUUAAUAUGUUUUAGAAAAGUAAUUGCAUUUAUGAAAUAAAUAUCAUCAGGAAAAAAUCCUCUGGUCUCUAAUUGAUAAAACAUCUUAAAGAGAAUUAAUGUUCAGACUUACUAUGACCUUUUAAAGAUAAAGCAUGGGCAACCCGCUCAGGACCCCUUCUGUGUGUCUCUCAGACAGAAGCUUUCUUUCUCUCAAUAAGUAUUUCUACUCUAAAAAAAUAAUAAAGAUCAAAGUGCUUGCUUCCUUUUGGA
This is a messenger RNA of Cavia porcellus (domestic guinea pig), 4473 nucleotides long. It is a transcript of the gene Mospd2, whose product is annotated as motile sperm domain containing 2. Lineage: Eukaryota; Metazoa; Chordata; Mammalia; Rodentia; Caviidae. The transcript is spliced from 15 exons. Gene Ontology annotation, cellular component: endoplasmic reticulum-endosome membrane contact site; endomembrane system. The record is from RefSeq and is a predicted model, not a curated record. Bases 201 to 1757 code for a protein of 518 amino acids.